This is a messenger RNA of Eimeria tenella, 3060 nucleotides long. RefSeq lists its product as uncharacterized. The record is from RefSeq and is a predicted model, not a curated record. The transcript has 3 exons. Bases 1 to 3060 code for a protein of 1019 amino acids. Lineage: Eukaryota; Apicomplexa; Conoidasida; Eucoccidiorida; Eimeriidae.
AUGAAUCGCCAUGAGGACAGGAGUUGCACGGCGACGGAAGGUCCGUCAGAUCCGACAACGCUCCCGUCCAUGCCUCACUGUAUGCCUUCUCAAGCCUGCCUGUGCCCAAUUAGUCUACAGGUUGGCAUGGAAUUGGCUUUUCUAGUUUCCCGAAUCCACAAAGUUCGUGGGUUGCCCCAACUUGAUCCUCCCCAGGGAGAAGAUGACGGCGUAUCACCCCCAGGCAGUGAACUCUCCGUUCAAGAGCCAAAUGCGCACCUAAAGGGUAGCCAUGAGGACGAAGUGAAUAUUCCCGCUGAAAUUACCAGGGAGUCCGGAGGCUCCCGUGGGCAAGGGGGAGCCGACGAGCUGUUAGGCACAGAAGUUAGACCUGGAACAGGGGUAGGUUGUACCCAGCAGGCGGAUGUUGAAGCAGACAUCCAGGAGGGGCCUCUCACUUCUACGCCUUUACUCUUGAGUUCCAACGCCAGCUGGCCUCAACUCCUUAGCGCUUACGGCUUGAUACACCCCCCAGUGCCCCGGUUGGUGGAGCGAUUACUGCUUCAUGCUUUUGCGUCGACCAAGGAGUCGGCGCGGCUGCUAGAGAGCAGCGAAGAACUGCCAGUUGCUAUCCUGCUUCGCCAGUUGCUCUCCGAAGGAAACUUCAAAGAUCUUAUCGUCACGGCUGCUCCGAGUGCCUCUCAGCCUUCCGACAGCUCCCAGAGUCCUCAGAGCCAACACAGCAUGGACUCCAUGCCUGCUGGCUCAUCCGCUGUCUGCAGCAACGACGCUGGCAUAAGUGGCAGCGGCGGAGUUGCUGGAGCAGAGAAUGGUGACGUGGUAUUGCUGCAGGUUAGCAGCAGCGAGCAACACGGGCAACCAUUGCAGCAGGAACAGGCUUCCACCCUCUCUUUAUCGGCAGCAGGUUCCGACCCGGAAGUCCCUCGUCAGCGCGAACAGCCUGAUGCCGCGAAUCUGCAUUCAGCCGCCUCUGCUGCGAUUCGCCGCAUCCGAGCGUUGCUGGAGGAGGAGGCAAGUGAGGCGGCUCAGCGCAGAGACAGUUCGGAAAGUGCAGAAGACGAUCCUGCUCCGCCACCCACCAGCACCAGGGGCGCCGGGUGUCCUGAGGAAUGCAUAUUUGGUUCUGGAAGGCUGGAAGCGCCAUUUGUUUCCUCAACUCCCCCUGCAACAUCGCAUACAGACGAGUCGGAAGAGCCAGGCAGCUCCUCUGCAGAAGAGGACUCUGCCACAGGGAACACUGCAGGGAACCAGAGGGAAGCCCCCGCUGGGAUAGCUGCGCUAGUCCUGGCUGUACCUUUUGAAAGUGAAGACGAGGACUUGGAUGCUUCAGCCCAGCAAAUGGAAGAGGGUGGACCUGGAGCCGUUGCUGCAGCCGCGCCGAAUCCAGCGGACAGCAGCUUCAACUUGUCUCGAAGUUCUUGUGAUGGAAACCUCCAAACGCAGUCAGUACUUGCUGGAAGAGGCCCAUGGGUGGAGCCACAGCCGGAGGCAACUGAGGAUUUGGGGAAUGAAGGGCAGUCAUGCGAUCUUCCCCAGGAGGCUGGACGUACCGCUCAUGCUGUGGACAGCGGGCUUAGGUAUAUCAACGAGCCUCUCUCCGUUGGCUGUUGUUUAUCCCCAGUUGCCUUAAAUGAACAGGGGCUACAGGGCGAAACGCCGUUGCAGCCACCAGGGGCAACAGGAAACACGGGGCCUCUGCCCUCUCCAGACGGGCAAACACAACUUUCCACGGCCCAGCUUGGGUCGCCAGAUCGUCGGAACUCAGACGAUCCAGCAAGUCCGCUAAUGACUGGAAUGGGGUCCGCAGCGUCUUCUUGGGGUACAAUAGAAGCCCUUGAGACUGCGGCCUUGGAGCGACAGCCUCCAGCUCAUGUCCUAUUGAGAGGCAUGCGUACAACGCUGCCUCAAUUUCCAGUAUCCCGAUGCCAGCGAACCGACUUUAACAGGCGGCGCUGGACAGAUGGCUACGGUGGGUUUCCGCAAAGUGGCCAAGUAGGACUGUAUGAGCAGCCGCAGCUGGCAAUGCACCAGCAGCAGCAGCAGCAGCAGCGCCCAGUGCCCUUCCUGUACGACCCCCGCCCGCAGCAAACUGCCCGCAACGGUGCUCACGCAUCCAGCAGCCUCUUGGUUACUACGCGCCCUUCGUUUCCACGCAGGGGAGCUCAAACUCAAGGCUCAGUUGAGUAUGCAAGUCCCGGAUCUGGGCGCGCUGAAGGCGCUGCAAGCGAGAGGUCUCACCAAACAGAACCCCUAUCUUUUCCUUCUAGCGCUCAAGCCGAGACAGUCAGCUCGAUGCACAACCUCGAUGAAGGACAACAGUACUGCCAACGAUCCGCUCACGUGCUGCUGGAACCCUCAACGUUCAACAGAAGCGGACACCCGACUCCUAUUCAAAUGGAGCGCCCCCCUAGGGCAGAGUUCGCUCUAAGGGCAGUGCUGUCUGAAGAGGGUCCCCCACGACCGUCAGGAUAUUCUGCGCAGCGCCAGCUGCACGUCAAUUCGCCCAUACAUACAUACGGGGCUGGAGCGCCAAUGUCUACGCUUCGGUCGAACGCAGCGCGUGAUGCUAUGCUAGACUUGACAAGCCCCCCCAGAUAUCCUGCGGAGGCGUGGGCGGAUGGUGGCUAUGGCCAGUCUCCGUUUUUUGCGGACAGAGACGCCUCUGGUGGUGCAAUUGCAGGCGCUGGCAGCAGCCGGCCUUCAGCGUUUGCAACGGAGGCACAAAGGGGCCACACGCUUCCUCCCAGGCCGUUCUUGCGAAGUACUGGGGCCGAUACAGGCCACAACACUGGGCCCCCCAUAGCAUCUGAUUGGUCUUUGCAUGCGAAUUCACUUGCAGAAUCCAGGGACCAAGAACAAAGCUUCUUUCCUGGACAACACCUUCGCAGCGCCAGGCGCCAUGAGGGGGACUCGAAUGAAAGCAGCCAGCUCCUGCAGCAACACGUUGUCGAACAGUGGAUGCGAAAGACAGAAACCCACAUGGAAGGUCUUGAGCGGCUCAUGCAAAGGCUCCUCGCAAUUAUGGAAGCUGUGGAGGCGAGGGAACUUGGACUGAAUUGA